Messenger RNA from Arachis ipaensis, 1661 nucleotides. RefSeq names its product mavicyanin-like. Gene Ontology annotation, molecular function: electron transfer activity. NCBI's taxonomy places the organism in Eukaryota, Viridiplantae, Streptophyta, Magnoliopsida, Fabales, Fabaceae. Gene Ontology annotation, cellular component: plasma membrane. The record is from RefSeq and is a predicted model, not a curated record.
GAACCAAAUCCUGUGUUGCAGGUUUUCUCUUGUUUGGGGUGAUGCUUUGCCAUAUCUCAAUAUAACGUUAUAAAGAGGGAGGGAAUGAGUUUAAUUCUGUGCUAUAAUAGUUUUAAGAGUUUUAUAUUAUCAACUUAUCAGAUUAUUGUGUGUUAGAUUUUUAAAUUAAUAAGUGGUUUUAUUUUUAUCAAAUACUUUGUUUGAUGUCUUAGGUGUAUAGAAAGCUUAUAAUUGAUGUUUGAGUUUGUAGUUCCUCUUAACACAUGCCUCCACAAUUACAGUCGUCUAAAUUAAUUAAAGUCACGCUACAUAAUUUAUGGGGCUAAAUUUAAUUAUCUACUAGUUACUAACUUGCAAGUUGCAUAUAUUUUUUUUUUAUUUGUUUGAUAAGGUGGAACACUUGUUUUGAAUUUUGUUGGAAAAUUGGUAAAGGAAUAAAAACAUGAAGAAGCUUAUGCCACAGAAUGAACAAGUAAAUUACAAAUCGGAGUGCACCAACAAUAGAUUUUUUUUUUAAUAAUGUUCCAACAAUAAUGAACUGUCAUUAGAGCCCCCAUUAAAGAAAACAAGAAAAGAAGUGAACAAAUUUUGGGUUGCAACUGUUAUUUAUGUGGCCAAACACAAGGGCAAGGUAUCUUGUGUAUGAAGUUAAUAAUCAUUUGGGCCAGCAUUGCCCUUCCAACUUUCAAGGUGUAAAAUCUUAAGUCCCUUGUGUUGGGACCAUAUAUAAUUUUAUUGUAUCUUUGAGUUAGUUUGAAUCCCACGCGUCUAUAUAAUAAUAAUAAUCUUAAACACUUGAUGAGGUCCAUGGUAUAAACUAAAAUGAUGAUGACAAGCUUCCAAUAAUGUUUAUAGAAUUUAUAACAUCAACUACACAUCAAUAACAAUUCCACAUUUUAAGCUUCUUGUUCAAUCACAAACAUGGGAGGCACAAAAUCUCUGAAUUGUACCUUGCUGCUUUCAAUUACUCUCACUUUGCUUUGUGGUUUUCUAUUGAGCUUUUCCAUGGCUACUGUUUAUUUUGUUGGUGACCAAGAUGAAUGGAAUAGCCAGACAGAUUAUGCUUCAUGGGCAGAGGGAAACAAUUUUACUCUUGGUGAUCUUCUAGUUUUCAAGUAUGUUAAAGGGCAACAUAAUGUGUAUGAAGUAAGUGAGGAGAGUUUCCGAUCAUGUGACACAAGCAAUGGAGUGUUGGCAAAAUAUGAGAGUGGAAAAGAUGAAGUUGAACUCAAGAAGGUGAAGAAAUAUUGGUUCAUUUGCAACAUUGCAGGGCACUGCCUUGGAGGCAUGAGAUUUGGAAUUGAUGUUAAACAAAGAACCAAUCUUACCUACCAUGCUUCAAAUUUCAGUGAUCAUGCAUUAACCCCACAUAACAAUAUUGAACCUACUCCCUCAUAUAAUAAUAAUAAUUCUUCUAUAAGUUUUGCCUCCGAAAGAUUAAGAGUUUGGAGCUUUGUUAUUCCUUUUGAAUUAUUAUUAUUAUUAUUAUUAUUAUUAAUUUAUUAGUGUUAUUGUUCAACGUUGAUUUUUAUUAAGAAUUUAAACCUAGGCACAUAUUGUAGGUUUGACUUUAUUUUUUGCACAUUAUUUUUUUUUUCUUUCUAGUUUUGAUCUACAUGUUUUUCUAUACUCUUUCUUCCUCAACAUUAUGAUUGUAUUUA